Molecule: messenger RNA, 1554 nt
Organism: Cydia splendana
Lineage: Eukaryota; Metazoa; Arthropoda; Insecta; Lepidoptera; Tortricidae
Exons: 8
Coding region: 94-1506 (470 amino acids)
Biological process (GO): transmembrane transport
Cellular component (GO): membrane
Molecular function (GO): transmembrane transporter activity
Source: RefSeq, a predicted model, not a curated record
ACACACGAUGGGGUAGGAUAAAGUGAAUUGAUGAAUGUGGCUGAGAUUCGAGACUUGUAUAGCGCUUCGUAGAAGUGUAGAACAAUAUAAACAAUGUCUUUCUUUAGGCAGUUGCUUUGUACUAUCGUGGUGAGCUACUCUUGUCUGACGUUGGGAGUGACGUUCACCUGGCCCUCAUCAACCCUCCUGCUGUUCCGCUCUGAGAACACCACGCUGCACCGCACCAUGACGGAGACCGAGCAGGCGCUCUUGGGGAGCCUGUCCUCCAUAGGAGCCAUGAUCGCUACGCCAAUCGCGGGCUUUCUUUCGGAUGUGAAGGGACGGAAAUUUUGCAUGGUUAUGAUGUCGUUGAUGCACGUUAUCUGCUGGUCAAUGAUAAUAACCUCAAACAGAGUGGAAGUUGUGCUCACUGCCAUGUUCGUGUCAGGCAUCGGCUGCGGCGCCUACUUCGUCACCCCCGUCUAUAUCAGCGACUUCUGCCAAGAAUCCAUAAGAGGCCAAAUGACUUCAGGAGCCGUAGUCUUCUACGCAAUAGGAACGAUAGUCUCGUACAUAGUUGGUGGAUUUUUGGACUACUUCAAGAAUGUCUACGCUUGUCUUGGAAUUUCGGUGCUUGGGGUCAUCCUGCUAAGUCUGAUGAAAGAGUCGCCUUUGUUCCUCAUGAUAAAGGGGAGAGAAGAGGAAGCCAAAGAGUCUUUAGCUUUCUUCAGAAACGUAAGUCCCGAUUCGAAGGAGGUGUUACAAGAGGUGGAGACCAUUCGGCGCGGACUAAACCCUGAGAUGGACGACCCAGGCACGCCAGAAGAGGAAUGGAAACUGAAACCCAUUUCGGAGAAGAAAAAUUCAUCGUUGCUUCAGUUUAUAAGACAGUCCUACUCCACCCGUCGUGCACUCGCCAUCGCCAUAGUCCUCAUGACACUGUCAAUAUUCCAAGGCCUCAUCGUGGUGCAGGUGUACGCAGAGCCACUGUUCACCGAGGCCAUUCCCAGCAUGUCGCCCACCAUCUCAAGCAUUUUAUUCUCCACGGUCACGUUUGUUGUUGGCCUCGUGACAGCUUACCUUACCGACAUUGUUGGAAGAAAGCCCUUAAUGCUGUACUCCUCCCUCGCCGCCUCAGCAUGCUGCAUACUACUAGGCUCGCAGAUCCAUCUACGCUGGGCUCCUCAUAGCGCCACUGCUGUCUUCAUAUACCUGUUCUGCGUGGCGUAUACUAUGGGAGCGGGCACUAUCCCUUACGUAACCAGCCCUGAGCUGUUUCUUCCUGAGGUAAAAAGCUUCGCCAACAUGCUGGUAACGGAAUGGAUAUGGCUAUGCACCUUCAUUAUCCUGUUCGUGUUUCAACCGCUCGUGUCUGUCAUUGGGCUGGGGCCAGUCUUCUACAUUUUCGCUGUCAUCUGCUUGGCUUCAGCUGUUUUUACACACUUUUGUUUGCCAGAAACUAAAGGAUUGCCCGUCGAUGAGAUUCAGGCGCUGUUUAGCAAGAAACGUAGUAGUAAUUAUGCAUGAUUGGUUUUUAUUAAAUGUUUAUAUUUUAACGUUUUGUACCUGACGAUA